GCAAACAGCAUUUAUCUACGCCACUUGUUUCCAUGGCUACCUGUUCAUUUCCACUCUCUCUUUUCCCAUUCGAUCACCACAUAGCUGAUGAAGCAGAGAUUUUCCAUGGCGAUUACCAUUUCGACUCCUCUGCUUCUGGAUUCCCCUGGCUCUCCUUGUUCUUCUCCACCUCUUCACUUCCAGGUUAGAACGAGACCCAUUAAUUUUUCUCUUGUUGAAGCUCGUCCGAAUGUCCGAAAGGAAGACAUUGUCAUCGUCGGAGCUGAAAUCGCAGGUCUCGCAACCGCAUUGUCCCUUCACAAGCUUGGAGUUCGGUCAUUGGUGCUCGAUCAAGCGGUGUCGCUUCAAACCAGUGGAACCUCACUAACGCUCUUCAAGAACGGAUGGAGUGUGUUGAAUGCAAUUGGGGUUGCCGAUGAUCUCAGGACCCAGUUUCUUGAUAUUCAAGGGUGA
Messenger RNA from Telopea speciosissima, 453 nucleotides. Its product is annotated as monooxygenase 3-like. The coding region runs from base 88 to 453 and encodes 121 amino acids. The record is from RefSeq and is a predicted model, not a curated record. The transcript has 3 exons. NCBI's taxonomy places the organism in Eukaryota, Viridiplantae, Streptophyta, Magnoliopsida, Proteales, Proteaceae. Gene Ontology annotation, molecular function: FAD binding.